AUGAAUUUUGAUUGUGAUGGAACAAUUAGGUCUAAAAAUUUGGAUAUAGGGCUUGCUCGUGAGGUGUUUGCUGCUGCGAUUGUUGAACAUGAUUGUCCAUUUGCAUUUGCUGAAUAUCUUGGUUUUAGGAAAUACCAUAAAUUACUCAAUCCUGAUGCUCUAAUUAUUUCUAGAAAUACUCUUGUUUCUUACAUUAACAAGUUAUAUUUGAAGGAGAAAUAUAAAUUUAAACAAGUGUUGACUAGUAUUCCAAAUAGGAUUUGCUUGACUUCUGAUUUAUGGACUGCUUGUACUACUGAAGGAUACAUAUGCUUGACUGGCCAUUUUGUUGAUGAGAAAUGGAAACUAAAUAGUAAAAUACUUGCUUUUGAUAAGAUGCCUCCUCCACACACUGUUUUUGAAUUGGCACAAAAGAUAUAUGAAAUCUUGAAGGAUUGGGGGAUUGAAAAAAGUUUGUUGUGUAAUGGAGAGUUUUUUCAUAUUCGUUGUUCAACUCAUAUUUUGAAUUUGAUUGUCCAAGAAGAUUUAAAAGCUGCUACCCACACUUUGCAUAGAAUUAGAGAAUCUACGAAAUAUGCAAAAAGUACUGAAAGUGGGAUAAAAAAAUUUCAAGAGUGUGUGGUUGAAGUUGGUAGCAUUGAUACCUCAAUUGGCUUACGAUUAGAUAUGCCAAUUUGUUGGAACUCUACGUAUUUGAUGUUCGACAGUGCUACUAGAUAUAAAAAAGUUUUUAGUCUUCUCCAGUUGAAAGAUAAGAAUUUUAAGGUUUACCCUUCAAAUGAAGAAUGGAAAAGGGGUGAAAGAUUGUGUGCUUUCUUUAAGCCGUUUUAUGAGAUGACUAACUUGAUUUCUAGUUCUUCUUAUCCUACAUCAAAUGUGUACUUUUUGCAAGUUUGGAAAAUUGAAAGGUUGUUGAAAGAUGGUUUAAGUGAUGAAGACACAUUGAUGAGUGCGAUGUGUAAAAGGAUGUUAGGAAAAUUUGACAAAUAUUGGAGUGAAUAUAGUGUAGUGCUUGCUUUUGGUGUUGUUCUUGAUCCACGGUUUAAGUUUAAAGUGUUGGAGAAGCUGCUAAGGUUGAGACAAAUCCUACUAAAUGCCAAGCAAAUAUUGAGUUGCUUAGAAAAAAAGCUUUACAGGCUUUAUGAUCAAUAUGUGAGUGUCACCGGAUCAAGUUCAUCACAACCAAGUUCUUCAACUAUUAUGCACUCAAGAGUGGAAAGUCAAGUAGUGAAUAAGUACCCCACAAGAUUCUUUAAUGAUAUUCUAGAUGUCAGUGAUGAAAUUGUUGCGCCUGUUGAAAAAUCUGAAUUGGAUCAUUAUUCGGAGCAGCCAUGUUAUGAGAUGAAAUUUUAUUAGGAUUUGGACGUGUUAGAUUAUUGGAAGGGCCUUAUUCAAUGAUAUCCCAUCCUUUCAUCUAUGGCGCAUGAUCUUUUGGCAAUUCCUAUAACUACUGUUGCAUCGGAGUCUGCAUUUUCUAUUAGUGCACGUGUGCUCACAAAAUAUAGAAGUUGUAUGUUGCCUGAAAAAGUGCAAAUAUCUAAUUUGCACUCGUAAUUGGUUGCAUGGUUUUAAUAUGGAUAAUUUAAUAUAUUAUGUUACAUGUUAUAUUAUAUUGAUUUUUUUAA
Messenger RNA from Ipomoea triloba (trilobed morning glory), 1625 nucleotides. RefSeq names its product zinc finger BED domain-containing protein RICESLEEPER 2-like. Gene Ontology annotation, molecular function: DNA binding. Bases 1 to 1356 code for a protein of 451 amino acids. The transcript has 3 exons. Lineage: Eukaryota; Viridiplantae; Streptophyta; Magnoliopsida; Solanales; Convolvulaceae. The record is from RefSeq and is a predicted model, not a curated record.